CUGAAAUUAUUGUGUCUUUAUAUACUUUUUCCAAUUUGUUUUGAACUAAAAAAAAAAUGAGUAUUCUCAUUGGAAAUCAGUUGGUACCGUUAAACCUAGCAUUCCCAUUUCGCGCCAACUCUUAUCAUCGUCUUCAUGGCGUAGUUACCAGAAGAAAUUCCAGAAAAUCUUUGAAAUUAUCAGCCAAGCUUGAUGAUUCUUCGACAUCCACAAAUUCCGAGCAACAAAUAAACCUCUCUGUACUUCGAUUUACCUUCGGAAUAUCUUGGCUUGAUGAAUCUUACUUGCCCAGAUGGAUUGGUUAUGGAUUUGGAUCUCUUCUUGUUCUCAACCAUUUUGUCGGUUCGAGUUCCCCUGUAACCUCAGCUCAGCUUAUUUCUGAGGCUUUGGGUCUUUCGUUGGCGGCUUUCUCUGCGUCACUUCCUUAUGUGGGAAGAUUUCUCAAGGGAGCAACACCAGAAAAAUUAACAGCUCUCCCUGAAUGUGCUCAGCAAAUCUUUGUAAUGUCCCCCAAUGUUUCAAAUACCCUGAAGGAGGACCUUGCUUGGACAACAUAUAUUCUACUACGUAAUACAAAAUCUGUCUCAGUGCUUUUAUCUUUGCAAGAUGUGAUCUGUGUCCGUGGCUAUUGGAACUUACCAGAAAAUCUAUCAAAGGAUGGGAUUGUCAACUGGUUUGUGGAAAAGAUAAAGAAAUAUGGUCUGUCUGAUGUGAAGGAGACACUCUAUUUUCCUCAAAGCACAGGUUCAGUGCUGGAGGAGGCUAUUCCUGAGGAGACUGGCUCUAUUUUGAUACAGCCACUUCGCUCUGCAAAAACACAGGGCAUUGGAGAGGAGAAUGAUAUGGAAUUUGUGCUUCUAGCAUCAAGCAUAAGCUAUGCCUAUGACGAGAAAGACAUGAUGUGGACAAAAGCUAUAGCCAGAAAAUUUAAGAAUGCAGAUAAUGCUGCCACUGUAUCUAGCUCUAUACGCGGCACAUAAACAAUGCUUCUCAUGCCAAAUGCUGUUGCCUGUGUAGCAGAACAGGGGAGGUUUGUAAUAUCUUAACUCCAAAAAUGUAAUUUUUUAUGUACGAAAGGGUAUUUGAUUUCAGAUAUGUGCAAAGAGAGAAAGGGUAUGUGAUUUCAGAUAUGUACAAAGAGAGGAUAAAAAAAAACAAUUGUACCUGUUUGACAUUGUCAUAUACCGUUGAAGGAUCAGUAAAAUCAACCACUACACUUGUUGCUUUUGACUGAAUUCAUGUUGCAAAAGAAAUGUCAGGCAGAUAUUACUUGACA
Chenopodium quinoa (quinoa) is the source of this 1276-nucleotide messenger RNA. RefSeq names its product protein COFACTOR ASSEMBLY OF COMPLEX C SUBUNIT B CCB2, chloroplastic-like. Lineage: Eukaryota; Viridiplantae; Streptophyta; Magnoliopsida; Caryophyllales; Amaranthaceae. Gene Ontology annotation, biological process: cytochrome b6f complex assembly. The coding region runs from base 57 to 980 and encodes 307 amino acids. The transcript has 7 exons. The record is from RefSeq and is a predicted model, not a curated record.